AUGAUGGGUAGGCUACGCUGGACGGGAUCUGCAGGUGCGGACUCUACAAGUGCGGGCUCUACGGGUGUGGUGGACUUUACAGGUAAGUGGGCGGGCAUGGACGGACUCUACAGCGGACAACACGGCGGCGGGUGGACUACACUGGACGGGCUCUACACUACGCUACAGCAUGUUGGGUUGGGGAGGCGAACCGCUGUUGGGCCAAAGGCUGUUGCGCUUGGGCCAGGGGUCAGCGAGCGGCGGGUGGACUGGAAGCCGGGGGAUCAGAUCUGGAGACAAGAGGAACAAGGCGACGACGAGGAGAGUAGCUCGAGCGAUUGUCACGGGAGGAAAGACAACAAGAUUAAACUGGAAGACCUGGAUGGAACGUGA
Molecule: messenger RNA, 372 nt
Organism: Gaeumannomyces tritici R3-111a-1
Lineage: Eukaryota; Fungi; Ascomycota; Sordariomycetes; Magnaporthales; Magnaporthaceae
Exons: 2
Coding region: 1-372 (123 amino acids)
Source: RefSeq, a predicted model, not a curated record